This is a messenger RNA of Arachis stenosperma, 2198 nucleotides long. Its product is annotated as E3 ubiquitin-protein ligase HAKAI homolog. The record is from RefSeq and is a predicted model, not a curated record. NCBI's taxonomy places the organism in Eukaryota, Viridiplantae, Streptophyta, Magnoliopsida, Fabales, Fabaceae. Gene Ontology annotation, biological process: protein ubiquitination; regulation of cell adhesion. The transcript has 5 exons. Bases 744 to 2051 code for a protein of 435 amino acids. Gene Ontology annotation, molecular function: ubiquitin protein ligase activity.
AAAGAGAAAAAAGGGAUUGCACGCGUUAUCCCCUCUUCUCCAACUCCUUUCUUCAGCAAAGAGCAAACUGCCCUAGCCUCCACCAAAGAAAGGAAACCCUAGCCACCACCAAUAGUUGUCGCCGUCUGUCGGAGGGAGAGACUGCUGCCGCCGUCCGUCGCACUCGAGAACUUCUGUCUUCGUGCUCUAGGGCCUCUCGCCGGAUCCUCCGCGUCGUGUGCUCGCAUCUCGUCUCUCUCCUCUUGCUUGGCUGUUCGCGCCUUCCUCCGCCGGUGAGUGCUCGAGCUGUGCGUGUUGCUGCUCCCCCACCGCUGCUCUUCUGCCGGCAUCCGUCGCGCCCAACACCACCGUCUUCGUCUGGGCGUAGAUCCCGAGUCUCCAACCCCUUUCCUCAUUCACCAAGCGCAAUUUCUUCCUCGAAUUCGCCGGCCGCCGUCUUCUCUUCGUUUUCUCAGCCACGCUUUUUCCGCCGUUCAUCGUCGUGCUCGUCGCCUGGUCUCCGUCUCGGUCGCGCUGCUGCCCUUCUGCUCAUACUGCUUAGAUCGAAGUGUCAGGGAAGUGCCCCCACUGUUGCGAACGAAACCAAUAAAGAACGGAAGAAACCCAAAGCAAUGGAAAUCCCAGAUUCCAACCUUAUUCUAUGUUCCUGUCUCCAAGAGGAAGAGGCAAAGUUUGCUAGAAUAAUAGGCUGAUCAAUUGAAGUGCUGUCUUUGAAGGGUUGAGUGAAGAAAUUUGGUUGAAACAUGCUUCAGAUUCGGCUUAGUAAGGCUCCUGCCUCAGAAGGGUCGGCAGGGGUUAAGCCCCCACCUGUUGAGACUGUUACCGUUGCUUGCCCUGACCAUCUGGUUCUUGCUGAUCUACCUGUUGCAAAGGGCAUUGGAUCAGCUACUGCUGCUUCGCUUGUCAAGACGUUGGGCCGUAGAUCACGCCGCCAGCUCGGUGAGCGGGUCCAUUUCUGCGUUCGCUGUGAUUUUCCAAUUGCUAUAUAUGGACGGCUGAGCCCUUGUGAGCAUGCAUUUUGUCUCGAUUGUGCUAGAAGUGAUUCAAUGUGCUACCUGUGUGAUGAACGAAUCCAAAAGAUUCAGACAAUCAAAAUGAUGGAAGGAAUCCUCAUAUGUGCAGCUCCUCAUUGUCUCAAGUCUUUCUUGAAGAAGGCUGAAUUUGAGUCUCAUAUCCAAGACAGCCACUCUAACCUCCUUCGACCAAAUGCUGAUAAAGAAGAUGGAAAUGAGUCCGAGGUACAGAGUGUUAGGCAAUCUACAGCUUCAGAUGCUCGAGGUCCACAAAGGCCAGUUUUCUCUCCUGGAUCAAAUUCGCAGCAGCAUGAUCCAGAAGACAAAACACGUCGACAGCCACCAAGAGAUCAACCACCUUCAAGGGGAAAUCUGCAGCCAAAGCCACCAUUUUUUGGUCAACAAAAUCACCCUUCUGACUCCAUGCCAAGCUCUGGUUUAGGGAUUCAACAGAGCUUCCAUCAACAAAGUUUUGACAUGCCACAUCCCACCCAAGAACCUUCGCUGUUUGGUGACAGGCAGCAAUCAAUUGGUCCAGAGACCUCAUUUCCUGAGUAUCCACCAAUGCAUUCUGGUCCCAAUAUGCCUACAAUGGUUGCUUCAAACCCAAUGAUGAACCCUCCUAUGCCAUUUGGUUAUCCCCCUUACCCGCAGGAUCGUGCUCAACCGUUUUAUGGUGCUCCCUAUGAUAUACCUAGGCAGGAUUCGGCAUCUGAUAUGGGUGGAGACCAGAGUUCGUUACUGGGUUUCCCACAAGGGGUCCCAGGUGGCCCAAAUUUCCCUGGAAAUUAUCCCCAGCCCUGGCAUGCAGGAAUUGGUGGUGUGCCUUUUGAACAAGGACCGGGUGGUAUGGUUGUGGAUCCAAGGGAUGCCAAAGGCGUAUUGGCACCACAGCCCAUGAGCCUCCCGCCGCCACCACCACCUCCACCCCACAUGUCACACAUGAAGCAGAAUUACUAUCCUGGUGAUGUUGGGCAUGAAGGUCAGGGUUAUGGAUGGCAACAUGAUAGUCGUGAUAGCUUUGGUGGCCAAGGCUAGUAAGUAGUCUAAUUGUUUGGGCUUCUCAGGAUGCUUUUGCAAGAAUAGUUGUUCUUUAUGGGUGAUCUUUCGAGAACAAUUAAGCUCUUCAUUUGAGCUCAUUUUGUGGUUAUGCUCAAUUUGAAUGCCCUUUUCCUAUUUUGUCAA